This is a messenger RNA of Elgaria multicarinata webbii, 2381 nucleotides long. RefSeq names its product death domain associated protein (gene DAXX). The coding region runs from base 121 to 2322 and encodes 733 amino acids. Gene Ontology annotation, molecular function: transcription coactivator activity; transcription corepressor activity; histone binding. NCBI's taxonomy places the organism in Eukaryota, Metazoa, Chordata, Lepidosauria, Squamata, Anguidae. The transcript is spliced from 7 exons. Gene Ontology annotation, cellular component: PML body; nucleus. Gene Ontology annotation, biological process: negative regulation of DNA-templated transcription; regulation of apoptotic process; nucleosome assembly. The record is from RefSeq and is a predicted model, not a curated record.
CUCUGCCCUCAGGAUAACGUUUCCUCUUCUCUCUCCUCCACAGAUGCCGCCCUGCUUGGGCCGUGCGUGGCGGUGCUGAGGGGGCCGGAGCACCUGCCCUGCCGCUGAGCCCUGCCCGCCAUGGCCUCCCACGGCCCCAGCAUCGUCAUCUCGGACGAGGACAGCGGUGGGCCCCCUUCCCCCACGCCAGCCCGCCCCGUGCCACAGGAGAGCCCCCCCGGCUGCCCGGGCAGCAGCGCUGUGCCUGCCCUGCCGCCAGCCCUGCCGCCAGCCCUGCCUUCCUCCUGCAGUGUCGCCGCUGCCGCCAGGCCCCCGCCUCAGGCCAACGGCCGCCCAGGCCAGAGGAAGCCCCCACUUGGCAAGGACCCCGCCAGCCUCAAGGCCGAGAAUGAGCGGCUCUUUGCGGAGUUCAUGGCGUUCUGCUCUGAGCACACGCUGGACCACCCGGAGGUGAUGUCCUACCUGGCCGGCCGGCACCAGAAGACCAACCCGGACUUCCUGGCCUCGGUGGAGUUCUGCAACGUGCUGGCCCGCUGCCUGACGCGGGUGCAGGCCCGGCGGAGCAAGGUCUACGUCUACAUCAAUGAGCUCUGCACCGUCUUCCGGGCCCACUCCCAGAAGAAAAAGCUGACCCUAGGCCCCGCCGCCCGGGCCGCCCCCGAGAUGCCGGCCCCCGCCACCCAGGCCCCCCCCGAGACGCCGCCCCCUGCCGCCCCCGAGGCGCCCAAGCCCCGCGGGGCCUCCAAGCGGCGCAUCCAGGACCUGGAGAACCUGCUACGGGUUUACGCCAAGGAGAUCCGGCGGCUGCAGGAGCGGGAGCUGGACCUGGAGGAGCUGGGCCGGGCGGACUCGGCCUACCUGCUGGAGAGCCGCCUCAAGCGGCGCAUGAUGCGCGUCUUCCAGCGGCUCUGCGAGCUCAAGGGCUGCAACAGCCUGACGGGGCGGGUGAUCGAGCAGCGCAUCCCCUACCGCGGCACCCGCUACCCGGAGGUCAACCGCCGCAUCGAGCGCCUCAUCAACCGCCCCGAGGCCUUCCCGGACUACGCCGACAUCCUGAAGGUGGUGCAGAAGGCCAGCACGCGCCACAGCCUGGGCCUGCCCAAGCGCCAGAUGGAGGGCAUGGCCGCUGACGCCUUCCGCGACGUCGGCAACCGCCUGCAGGAGCGGCGGCACCUCGACCUCGUCUACAACUUCGGCAGCCACCUCACCGACGCCUACCGGCCCAAUACGGAUCCGGCGCUGGCCGACAGCGAACUGGCGCGGCGUCUGCGGCACAACCGGCAGCUGUCGGUGCAGCGCCUGGAGGAGGUGACGCUGCAGUUUGCGCAGCUGCAGGACCAGAGCGAGGAGGACGACUGGCGGCGGCGGUGCAGGCAGGGGGGCCGUGCCACUAGGCGGCGGCGGCAGGGGACCCCGCCCCAGGACGAGGCGGCGGCGGCCGGAGAGACCAACCAGGGCAGCUCAGGUCCACAGGGGGCCGCUCGGGCAGGCGAGGAAGAGGAGGACGAUGAAGAGGAGGAGGAGGAGGAGGAGGAGUCCUCUGAGUCGGACAUGGAGGCAGAACUGGAGGAGUCCCUAGAGGCCGGAGAGGAGGAGGAGGAGGAGGAGGAGGAAGAAGGCCCUGCACCAGAUGAGGAUCCCCCUUCCCCGGAGGCAGACCAACGCAUGGAGCUAGCGGCCAUGGAGCCGGUCCGCUACUCCUCCGCAGAAGACCUGGACGAGGAGGAGGACGAGGAGGAGGAGGAAGAAGCGGAAGGCGGCCCGCAGAAGCCUCCGGCAGCCCCGGCGCCUCGGCCCCCCAGGGACUCGCCCGCUCUCAGCAGCUCCCCCUCCCAGCAAUUCUUCUUGCAGAUCGAGGAGGCGCUUCCCCUAGAGGCGGGCGAGACCCCCCCACCCUCCCCGCCGCCGCCCCCCUCCCCGCCACGGCAGACUGAGCUGGGGGCCGCCCUCCCUGCCCCUCAGCCCAAGCAGAAGUCCCGGGCGCCCCUCAAGCGCAGCUGGUCCCUGGAGGCAGAGCGAGGGGGCUCCCCCCGAACGGACGUCAACGGGCAGCCGCCCCCCAGCAAGAGGAGCAGGCCGGAGCAUCGGGUGUCCAACAGCAGCUGCAUCGAGGUGCUCAGCGCAAGCGAGGAAGACGAGGAGGAGGAGGAGGAGGGGCUGCUCCGCUCCCUGGCCGAUUCCACCUGCGCUGACUCCCCCGGCCUGGGCUUGGUCACGAGUUCCCAGGGCAGCCCUCCGCACCAGCUGCACCUCCUGACCAAGACCAGCGUGGCGACCCAGUGUGACCCAGAGGAGAUCAUCGUCCUCUCCGACUCGGAUUAGCCACACACACCCCAGCCGUCCGCCUGCGUGUGCCACAGCCCCCGCUGAGAGGACAUGGA